AUGGCUUGUGUGAGAAUGUCAUCUAUGUCACUGCUGCUGUUCCUGUGUCUGGUGGCAGUAGUGAAAGCAGGAGUUGCAAUACCACGAAAUCCAGGAUGUCCAACUUCUGAGAACAAGAACUCCCCUCAGCAUGUGAUGGUUAACCUAAAGACCCUUGACCGGAAAACAAAUUUCAGAAGGGCUUCAGAUUAUCACAAUCGAUCAACUUCUCCUUGGAAUUACCGUGUGGAUGAGGACCCCGAGAGAUAUCCCCCAGUGAUCUUGCAAGCCACUUGCCGCCACAUGGGCUGUGUCAAUGCUGAAGGGAAGGUAGACCAUCAUAUGAACUCCGUCCCCAUUAAACAAGAGAUCCUGGUCCUUCGAAGAGAGCCUCGACACUGCCUCCACUCCUUCAGGCUGGAGAAAAUGCUGGUGGAUGUUGGUUGCACGUGUGUCACCCCCAUUGUCCACUAUGCAGCUUAA
This is a messenger RNA of Erinaceus europaeus (western European hedgehog), 462 nucleotides long. RefSeq names its product interleukin 17A (gene IL17A). The record is from RefSeq and is a predicted model, not a curated record. Gene Ontology annotation, cellular component: extracellular region. Gene Ontology annotation, biological process: inflammatory response. Lineage: Eukaryota; Metazoa; Chordata; Mammalia; Eulipotyphla; Erinaceidae. Bases 1 to 462 code for a protein of 153 amino acids. The transcript has 3 exons. Gene Ontology annotation, molecular function: cytokine activity.